AUCAAGUAUCGUAUAAAACAAAGCUACAUUUUGUAAUUGAACCCACCAAAGAGAAACUAUGGAGAGUAAAGGUAGUACCAUGCCGACUUUUACAUUAUUUCAACUUUUUGUUUAUUUAUCGGCGUUUUAUACUACAAAAGCAGAUACCAUUGAUCCUAUAGCACGUUCGCAGAUGUUUGAGACAGCUUCAAAACAGUGCUUCCAUUCUUCAAUACAGAACAUAUCUAUUGUAUUAGACCAUGGCGUUAAACAACAAUGUACCAUGUUUUGUUUACAAGAUCCUAAAUGUACUGCUGUGUGUUAUAAUGCUGGUACAAACACGUGUUCUAUGACUUUCAGUGGCCAAAAGAAUAUGAGGUCAAAAAUCAUGGCGUGUGAAAUGUGUACAUUAAUGUGGAAAUCAAAAGGGAAACACGAUUUCAGAAAUCCAAAGUGGAAAAUGCUAUUUAGAGGCACAAAGAAUAUUGGUCUUCCUGUUCAUUUGUUGUUUAAUAUGAAGGAUUCAUUGAAAAAUCCAGAUCCUAAAUUAUGUCAGAGUAUUAAUACAACAGCUUGCGAUUCACAUUAUCGAAGUUCCUUUAUUGAUAAAUGGACAGAACUUGUGAUCUUUCAAGUCAAAGUUGAAAUGUAUAAAAAUGGGAAAAGAGUGGCUUAUUUGAAAUUUGGCGGUUUCCCAAAUUAUGACAAUGUUAGCAAGUCUACUUGGUUUAAACCAGAAUUUCUACAAGACAGUUCAUAUAAUGAUUUGAAUAAGCAUAUCAAGAGUUCAACUUUAAACACGUAUGUCGAUGUUGGUAAAAAUUAUAAGUUUGACGUUACCACGUUUAACAACUGUACACAAAUGUGGUUUAUGAUUGCUGAUGACAAGAACCAGAAUUGCUUCAAUAUUCCAAAUUCAAAUUUAAUGCCGCCAUUGUUCGUGUAUUCGACUACAGGCACACACGCGAACACUCCUGGAGAUGUUGGUUUUGCUGAUGUCUUAGCCAUAUAUGGUGACGUAGAAACCUAGACAUUCAGAUCGUUACAUUGUCACUUCAUGAGUUAAUCUGACUCGUUCAUGCACAUUAAUGAAACAAACUUUCCACUGUAAGAAUGUUGAGGAAGAGCGGGUCUUUUAUAUGUACAAACAAUGCACUUUAAGCUAAAUAAAAUAUUGUAUGUACACCUAUGAAUAUUUAUGGUUCUACAUUCCGUCAAGUUAAUAUUUUAGCAU
This is a messenger RNA of Mytilus trossulus (common blue mussel), 1213 nucleotides long. RefSeq lists its product as uncharacterized. Bases 59 to 1009 code for a protein of 316 amino acids. The record is from RefSeq and is a predicted model, not a curated record. The transcript is spliced from 5 exons. Lineage: Eukaryota; Metazoa; Mollusca; Bivalvia; Mytilida; Mytilidae.